Molecule: messenger RNA, 879 nt
Organism: Leptosomus discolor (cuckoo roller)
Lineage: Eukaryota; Metazoa; Chordata; Aves; Leptosomiformes; Leptosomidae
Source: RefSeq, a predicted model, not a curated record
CUCAAGAGCCUUUGCAUCCACAGCCAUCAGCUCUCACCCAGGAGCUGCAUCCCAGUGCCAGUGGCAGGAGAAGAGCUGGCAGCCCAGGAAGCACUGGGAGGAGGAAGCAUAGGACUUGCGGAGAUCCAGAGGAGGCUCAGUCUCAUCAAACAUUUGUCAAGCCAUCUGUUUGGUGUGGUACCAAGGACUAUCCAAGUAUCCAGACAGAGGGAUCUGAGAGAGGCGCGUGCCUGACACGCACAGCAGCCCAGCGAUGAGUGAGAACCCACCCACCAACCUCAACACUGGAGAGGCUACAACUGGUCCCACCACACCACGCAAGGGGCCUCCCAAGUUCAAGCAGCGACAGACAAGGCAAUUCAAGAGCAAGCCCCCUAAAAAAGGAGUAAAAGGGUUUGGAGAUGACAUCCCAGGCAUGGAGGGACUGGGCACAGAUAUCACAGUGAUUUGCCCAUGGGAAGCUUUCAGCCAUCUGGAACUGCACGAGCUGGCCCAGUUUGGGAUCAUCUAAGCCACCAGCAUCUCUACUGAUAUCACCUGGUGACUCCACAGAUCCUAGCAUGGUGUUCAUCACCUUUGACACUUAUUUUUGGCCCUUACAUCCAUUUGCUCAUGGGCAGGGUGGUUUUGUAAGAGCUACUUAUGAGAAAGUCCUUUGCAGAUUAAUUUGGCAAAGAAGUUAUUUGGGACCCUGAACAGACCUCAUGCUCCAUGUGAUGAAACUACUGAAAAAUGUCUUAAUGCCUCCCUGCACCAUAUUCUAUCUUCUCCCACUGUCAUAGAUCUUCAUGUUUAUGGAGGUACAGGGAGCCUGUGUUUGAGCUUUUUCCCUGGUUAACUUUUCCCCUGGUUAGCUGAGACACUGUGCGCAUGGGUAUG